Malaclemys terrapin pileata is the source of this 3988-nucleotide messenger RNA. RefSeq lists its product as uncharacterized. Gene Ontology annotation, molecular function: RNA polymerase II cis-regulatory region sequence-specific DNA binding; DNA-binding transcription factor activity, RNA polymerase II-specific. Gene Ontology annotation, biological process: regulation of transcription by RNA polymerase II. The record is from RefSeq and is a predicted model, not a curated record. Gene Ontology annotation, cellular component: nucleus. NCBI's taxonomy places the organism in Eukaryota, Metazoa, Chordata, Testudines, Emydidae. Bases 733 to 1830 code for a protein of 365 amino acids. The transcript has 2 exons.
UGAAUCUGGCCCCAAAUAUCUUUUCUGUCUCUUGUUUGCAUGAUUCUUACCAUCUGAUGCUGUUAACCUCCCUUUUUAAGCAGCCGAAACUCUAACAUGCAGACUCUGCAGGCUUGUUUCUGUAUCACAGUCAUGGUUGUAAAUAAGAAGUGGCUCUAGUGAAGUCAAGGGGGUUAAACUGCUGUCUAAAUGUAAGUGAGAUCAGGGUCAGACUCUAGAAGGGUGAUUCUCCUUUUGUGUAAUUCAGAAGUAACUCCCCUCAAGUCAUUGGAAUUGCACAGUGUAAAACUGCUGCAAGAAAAAAAUGGGGUUCUCCAGCUAUGUGUGAUGUUCUGAGCCUGAGAAAGUCCAGUGAGCCUGAUUCUCCUCAGACCUGCACCACUUUGACUUUACUGGAGUUACUCCUCAGUUAUAUCAGGGCUAGUGAGUGGAGGAUCUGACCCAAAGGUUAUUUCAACCUGUUAAAGAUUGUGGCCCAGAUCCUCAGCUGGUGUAAAUCAGCAUAACUCCAUUGCAGUCAAUAGAGGUACAUCAAUUUACACCAGCUGAGGAUUUUAUCCUUGUGUGUCUCCUCAUUUCUGUUCCAGUGACGCUCUAGUAACAUCAAGCCCCCUCGUAUACCAUUUUCUUAGUCAUUGUCAUUGUUAGCAAGGACACAGCUAUGGACUUUGUCACAUUAUGCCCCAGUGCCUGAGCAGGAACUGACCAGCAUCAGCAUAGCAUGUGUAUUUCAUGAGAGUGUUUCAAUGUGCAGUGGUCCUGAUGAGAAUCCAGCAUCAAAUUGCCCCUUCCUGUUUCAUUUUUUGCAAGAGGAGCAGAUUUAAGAUGGCUGCUGGCCCCCGGAAGAGGAAGGAAAAGUUUUCUCCUGUAGAACUUGAGAUUUUGGUGGCAGAGGUGACCAAAAACCACGCUAGGCUCUAUGGGAGUGAGAGAGUCAACCUGAGCCAGCCAGAGAGGGAGAAGAUAUGGUGCAGCAUUGCCAGGAAGAUCAAUGCUGUUGCCAGGUCCCCCCGGACCACCCGGGACCUCCGGAGGAGAUGGGAUGAUAUGAAGAGGCGCACCAAGGAGAAGCUGGUGGAGAUGAGUCGCUCAACGGGGGAGCCCAGACCUGAUACUGUGCUGGUGCGGAUUUUGGAAAGUCCUUUGCUUGGGCAGGAGGAGACUAUUAAAGAGGCUGAGGCCAGAGUGGUGGCAGAGGAGGAGGAUGGUGGUGGUGGUGAUGAUGUUAUGCACACUGAUGGCCCUCACAUAACUCUGGAGCUUCAGUCAGAUGAGGAGGAGGAAGUGCCUGGUUGCACAUGGGUGCCUUUGAGGACUAUUGAAAUGCCUAUGCCAGCUGAGACAGAUGCGUUAGAGCAACGGGGGGCACUGCACACCUCAGUUUCCUCUCCCUCCCCACCUUCCUCCCCACAGAGGCAGCAGCGGGCUACCUAUGGGAGGCGGUCAUCCCAGACUGCCCGGCAUCCUAAGCGGAAGUACAACGUCUCAGAGUUUGAGAAGCAGCUGAUGGAUGCCCAUCUCCAGCAAAGCACCCUCUUGUCCUCCUGGUACCAGCAGCAGAGCUCCCUCAUGAUCCAGCAGAACCUCAUCUUGGAGAACUUAGUGGAACAGAACAAGAGGCUGGCAGACAACGUCGAGUCACUCAACCGGACGCUGGAGAAGCUGGUCGACUACCAGCAGCCAUGCAGGGAGACAGUACAUUUUGUGCAAGACUGCACCUCUGGGACUUCUGCCCGUCUGCCCUCCCGGAUAGCCAGUGGCGAGUCUGUGGGGCAGUCAGGGAUCGAGGUGUUCUCGGGAAUGAUCUUGAAAGUCGAAGAGGAGAUCUAAACAGAAACACAGACUCUUCUCAAACACCAUUUUCAGAGUUUUUAAAGACCAUUCUCUAAAACAAACACUUUUUAUGAUGGGUAAAAAAUUCCUCGUGUUUUCUAGGUCACGGUAAAUGCUACAGUAGCUCUUUUUUUAGUGGGUCAAGAUUCUUGGGUAUAUUCUACACAUAGCCUUUUUUGGUUGCCCAAUAUGGGACAGGAUAUCAUUCUUUUUUAUAACCAGCAGCGCUGUCCAUUUAUGAGAAACAAUUUUGUAUCAGUUCUUUUUAUUGUGAAAGAUAUUUUUCUUACAUAAAUCCAAAACAUAUAAAAAUAAACUCUGUUCAUAUUUAUCUUUACUCUUAAGAGUCUGUCCCCCGUGGAUAUUAUUCUUUUCCAGAAACAUUUUUAGGAACAGGUUUAAAAAAAAAAUAAAAGAAAUCAUUGCCAAGGCUAUAGAACGUGAGAGCCUGAUCCUGCUUCCAUUGAUGUCAAAGAGAAAUUUGUCAUUGACAUUGAUGGGAGCAGGAUGGAGUUCUUAUCGCUAUUUGGAUUAUGUUUGCUGAUUUAAUAAUAAUGGUGAGAGUUCUUUAAUGAGCAAAUAAGACAGUUUUUCUAAGUAUAAGCAUACGGAAUUCCGUUCAUUCUCCCUUCAGCCUAUCCUGACUCUCUCACUAGCUUUGUGUUUGAAAGACACACGAUGUAAGAAUGAAUGGGACAUUUAGGACUGUAGGAAUAUAAUACUCAAUAAUACAGUUCAACAUUGCCAGCUUGCACUGAUUUUAUCACGAAUCUCAUAAUAUUUGUGUUUUUCCUGAAAGCCUCAACUCUUGGGGAAUACAUAAGCAUCUGAGUUUUCCUUUUAAAAACCCUAAAGGUCUAGUCCACACGGUUUUAGAGAAAAGACUGAAAAAACAAUGCGGCUCCAGAGAAGGAGAACCCUUGAGGUCGGCAGUACCGCAUUCCAAAUCCGACUCAAGGUCCAUGUUGUCCUGCAGCCUGUCUCCAAUGGAGACUAGCACCAGCUGUUUUAUAGGAAGGUGCAAGAAACCCCACAGUGGGGAUUUACCUGCCCCCCAUGGAGGUCUCAUCCUGAUCCCUAAUAUUUAGAGAAUGGCUUAUACCACAAAGCCUGCAGUUUAAUAUCCCUUCCAAGCCUUUUUGUUUGCAUUAAGUAUUAUAACUGUGGAUAUUCUUGUUAUCCAGAUAAAUAUCCAAUCCCUCUUCGAAUCUUGCUACGUUUUUGGCCUCAACAACAUCAUACGACAAUGAGAGCCACAAGCUAAUUAUAUGUUGCUUGAAAAAGUAUUUCCCUUUAUUGGUUUUGAGUGUGCCGCCUUUCAGUUUCAUUGGACAGUCCCCUGUUUUUAUGUUUGAAUUGGUUUCCUUCCUUUCCAGUGCAUAAUCCAGUGUGAAAGUGUGAAACUUCUAGGGCACACCAAAUCAGUUUAUUAAGAAUAAUGCCACUCUGUGCCCAGGCAAAGGGUAAAUGGAUCUAAAAAUCUCCAUUGAAGAAAUAGCCAAAUAAAUUCUUGGUAAGAAUUAGCACAGUUCAAUUACCAGAAUCUUGCCAGAAUCCCAGUUUUUUUUCAUCUACUGCAAAGAGUUAAAUAAAAAACAAAUGGUGCUUGGCUAUAGAGCCUAUAUCCCAACCCUUCUAUUGACCUCAAAAUCCACUUUAACAUUUGCAAAUCAGAAGGCAGUUAUUUGAAAUAGCUUGAUGCUUGGAAGGAUUCACCUUCACUGAAUGACUUUGGCUACAUUGUGGCCUUAUACACGGUUACACUCAGGCAGCUUUAAACCUCUCUAACAGUAUAAAGGGGCCUUAAAGUAAGCAUAAAUAUAAUAUACACCCACUUUAAGGUCUGUUUUUGCUGUCAGAGUGGUGUAAAGGGUCCUUAGUGUCAAAGACAAGCACCCCUGUGUCUUUUAUUCCCUCUUGCUGUAAAGAUUAUACCAUUUUCUGUGGCAUAAGCAUCUUUCAGAUAGCACUAUAAAGUAUUUUCUUUCCUUUCCCUCCCUUCCCUUAUAUUCAUAAAACACCCAGUGAACGAAGUAAGUUCCCUCAGAGUGUAAUAUACUUUAACAUCAGUGCACAAAAAUGAAGUUUACAUAUUAUAAUUAUCUUUUGAUAUAAAAAGCUGGAGGUUUGCAUUUAUUUUUACGUUUGUAAUGUA